AAACAAAGGUCAUUGUUUUCAUUGUCUUUUGUUUAGUAAUUCAGUUUUGCCAGUCGACAUGAAUUUAAGCUUGAUAUUCAUAACAACUAUUGUCAUUGGGAUUCACGGCCAGGCUGGGCCCUCCAAACAUGGGCCUCUCAAGACCCUUACUUCUAAUCUAAGAAGCCACCAGUCUCUCGAGCCUUCUCAUGAUUUCUUGAAUUCUCAAUUUCGAGGGAGCAAAGCCCGUAUACACGAGUUAUUGUUGGAACUGCUCAGUCUCUAUGAGGAGGAGUUUUUCUCCAAAGCAAAUCCCGUAAACUGGGACCCGAAUAAUGAGCCGAUGCCUCCUAUGUACGAGAAUCCAACGAUCAAUGAGGAAUUACAUAGCCGAGCCAAUCAAGGAUCCGAAGUUUCCAAAGUCAAACUUGAUUCUCUCUUGAAAGUUACUUCUGAUGAUCCAUGGACCAUUGAAGACAUUUCAGGAACUACUGAAGAAUCCCUCGACCUGUUGACUACAUAUUCCUUGAACGAGGAUUGGGAUGAAUUGCCCUCCUCAAGUUUUCCAUUGGAUAUUAGUACAGACAUCCCAGGCAUGGACAAUAGGAUCAAGCAGGAGUCAAAUUUGAGAAAUGGUGGGCUUACUCCACUUCCACAGGAUUAUGAUUUCAACUCCCAAGUGUCUCAGAAUUCAAAUCAUCAUUUCACGACAGAACCUCUUUACGCUAAAGAGUCAAUUGAAAUUUUCACCGAUCAAUACGAAAGUCAAUUCAGCAAUCCAACAUUUUUGGAUCACAGCACUGAAGGUCUAUUAGAUGAGGGGGAGACAUCAACAGCAAUUACAUUCAAUCACCAAAUGACCUCUGUUGAGCCAUUAUUGGAAAAGGCUCCAACUUUGACAAAUCCGAAUACCGAGCCUUUCAAAGAUUUGGUUAUGAAUUCCACGGAAGCAACCCAGUCUCAAGAUCCAGGAAUCAGCUCUAGUACAAAUUCGAGCCAUCCGGUCAAGUUCAUGAUGAACAUGAUGAAGGAUUAUCAUAAAGAAAUGUUACACGAGUUAGUCAGCUCAUGUGAUAACUCCACGGGUCCUUGUCCAAUCCUCCCCACAAACAAAACUGGCACGGCAAUUGAACCCAAAACUUCUCAUAGUUCCAACACGGUUCCAACCCCUUGGGCUCGAAAAGUUGAGAAAGAUCCUAAUCCGGACCAAUUGGUAAACGGUCCAAGCCAUGGUCCUGGAAAUGUAGACGCGGAAAUUGCUUACGUCGAUCCAGACUACCCUUCAGCUCCUGAUGUUCCUGAGGGACAACGGGUCCAAGAGGUCGAAUAUGUGGAAUCACAUCCAAUGAAAUAUAAACCCUUUCUAAGAUUCGGCAAUCUUAACUCAGGGUGGCGAAAUUACAGGAACAAGUUUGGUUUGUUCCGUCAAAGUCGUUUUAAAAACCAUUUGUGAAAUUGAGUUGAGGACGCCAUUGAAAGUGCACAAUGGACUUGUUUAUUGGUUUGUGCAAUGUGGAACAUAUUUUUGAAAUAUCUAUUGCAUUUGGGA
Molecule: messenger RNA, 1528 nt
Organism: Tigriopus californicus
Lineage: Eukaryota; Metazoa; Arthropoda; Copepoda; Harpacticoida; Harpacticidae
Exons: 3
Coding region: 59-1432 (457 amino acids)
Source: RefSeq, a predicted model, not a curated record